AGCGAACUCAAGGUUAAUUAGAAAAUGUCUUUCUUAAAACAGCAAUUCUCGUGUGAUCCUUUAGAGAUGAAAAUUGAUAUUCAUAGUCACAUUCUACCUAAGGAAUGGCCUGAUCUAAAAGAGAGAUAUGGUUAUGGCGGAUGGGUUCAACUGGACCACCAUUGCAAGGGGGAGGCAAAAAUGAUGAAGGAGGGAAAGGUUUUCAGAGUUAUCCAAGAAAACUGUUGGAAUCCAGAGGUUCGGAUUAAAGAGAUGAACAAAUCAGGAGUCACUGUACAAGCCCUUUCUACAGUUCCUGUAAUGUUCAACUAUUGGGCCAAACCUGAGGAUACUUCAGAUCUGUGCCAAUUAUUAAAUAAUGACUUAGCUGCUACAGUAAAAAAGUACCCCAAGAGGUUUAUCGGUCUUGGCACAUUACCUAUGCAAGCACCAGACCUGGCUGUGAAGGAAAUGUAUCGCUGUGUGAAUGAGCUUGGUUUUCCUGGGGUACAGAUAGGAUCUCAUAUCAACGAAUGGGACCUGAAUGCACCAGAACUGUUUGCUGUCUAUGCUGCAGCUGAAUUAUUAAACUGUUGUCUGUUUGUGCAUCCCUGGGACAUGCAGACAAAUGGAAGGAUGUCCAAGUACUGGCUUCCCUGGCUUGUGGGCAUGCCAGGAGAAACAACCACAGCCAUUUGCUCCAUGAUUAUGGGAGGAAUUUUUGAAAUGUUUCCUAAAUUGAAAGUUUGCUUUGCCCAUGGAGGUGGUGCUUUCCCAUAUACACUAGGGCGUAUUUCCCAUGGAUUCAGUGUGCGCCCUGAUUUGUGUGCAGUGGAUAAUAAAGUUGAUCCAAAGAAAUACCUUGGUUCAUUUUACACGGAUUCACUUGUCCAUGAUCCUCGGGCCUUAAAGCUGCUAAUCGAUGUAAUAGGAGAGGACAAAGUUCUUUUGGGAACAGAUUACCCUUUUCCACUAGGGGAACUAGAACCUGGAAAACUGAUUGAUUCUAUGGAAGAGUUUGAUAAUGGACUAAAGGAUGUCCCAGUUUUCUUGGAUGGUGAAGGAAACAAAACAAAAGGAUCGCUGCAUGUACAGUCUGGAGGAGAGGACUUUAACAGGGACUUGGUACACGACAGAGCUGGUGGAGGCUUUAGACAAAGGGUACAGGAUUGCUGAGAUUUAUGAAGUCUGGCACUUUAACUGCUCUUCAGAUACCCUGUUUUCAGACUACAUUAAAAUGCACCCGAGACAGAAACAACAGGCCUUGGGGUUCCCUCACUGGUGUACAGACAAGUUGAAAAAAAAAAACCACAGAACAGUACAUUAAAGAGUUCCGUGAAAGAGAAGGCAUGUGUCUGCGUCUAAACAAGAUUAAGGAAACCCUGCAAAAAGCCAUAUCUCAAAGCUGUUUUUAAAUUCCUUGGGGGGAAAAUUUGGUCAGUGAACAAAUUUAACACCAGUAUAGUGAUGGACCCCGAUGGGCUCUUCGAGUACGUUUUUGUACCUUAAAACGAUGUCUCAUCAUGCAAGUUUAUUGACAAUGACAAGGCUGUAAUGUCUUGGAAAUACACAAAAGAAUGCUGCACCCUUCUCAGCAAUACUAACGUAUUUAUCGCAUGCUUUACCACCGCUUAUGCCAGGCUAGAGGACUACCAUCUGUUAGAUAGUUUACAGGAGCGGUGUCUUUAUCACGAUACAGAUUCUGUAAUUUUUGUGAGUAAAGAAGGGGCAUGGAACCCAACCCUACGGGAUUAUUUAGGUGAUCUGACCAGUGAAAUACCUCCAGAUGAACACAUUGUGAAGUUUGUGUCAGCUGGUUCUAAAACAUACGGGUACAAACUGUCUAGCGGUAAGACCUGUAUGAAAGUAAAAGGGAUCAUGCUCAACUCAGGGAAUAGCGAGAAAAUUUAUUUUGAAAGUUUAAAACUCCUCGUCUGGGAUUACCCCAUGGGAGAGGUCUCAAAAGAGAUUGUGGGGGGAAAAAAACAGAAAGUCAUUAACGACAAAAGAGCUCUGGAGGCGGAUUUUAAAACUUUGCCAUACGGAUAUUAUGGUGAAGAGCCAUGUUCAGUUUGUUCACCCCUUUUCCUGUUUGCUUUGUGAUCCUUCGAAUUCUAGAAAAUCAUUUUAUAUAAAGCAAUUGUUAGAAAACAGCAAUAAGCUGUUACUGUGCAUGCCUGAAAAUCCUGUGUGGUGUUGUGGCUGUUGGCAAUCAUUGUAUAAAGAGCUGUUGCAAAAUUUCCACCUAUUACAUUUUUGGAAGGUUUACCUGAUACUUUUAAUGAUUAACAGUUAUUUCCUAGUAAUAAAGUGAAUAUGGUUAUUAUAGAUGAUCUAAUGGAGUGUGCUUCUGAAAGGGGUGAAAUUGAGAAAGCCUUUAACAAAUAUGUUCACCACAGGAACCUAAGUAUUAUGUACAUUGUG
Mauremys reevesii (Reeves's turtle) is the source of this 2403-nucleotide messenger RNA. It is a transcript of the gene ACMSD, whose product is annotated as aminocarboxymuconate semialdehyde decarboxylase. Gene Ontology annotation, biological process: secondary metabolic process. The transcript has 11 exons. Gene Ontology annotation, cellular component: cytosol; cytoplasm. NCBI's taxonomy places the organism in Eukaryota, Metazoa, Chordata, Testudines, Geoemydidae. The record is from RefSeq and is a predicted model, not a curated record. Gene Ontology annotation, molecular function: carboxy-lyase activity; hydrolase activity. The coding region runs from base 25 to 1155 and encodes 376 amino acids.